AUGACUAAAUGCCAAAAUAAUCAAUGUGAUCAACAACGAAUUAAAAGACAUAUGAAACGACAAAAGAAAAAACCAGAUUUCUCUUCAAUUGAAUCAUGUAAUGGUUCAAUAGAAUUAACAAAAGAACAAGUAAAAGCUGCAUUAACAUCUCUUUUUUUAAUUCAUAAACAAACUCGAACUGUUGAAUCUCGUAAACGAGGUCGAAAUAAAUCUAAUGAUCGAUUAUUAGAAAAUCAAAAUAAAAAACAAAAACAAAUUUAUAAUAAUAUUUUAUUAUCAAAUAUAACACAAUCAGAAACAAUUAUUCUUGCAACAAGUGGUCUUAAUCAUCAACAAAUGAAACAAAUAAAAAAAUUUGUUUUACUUUUUAAUUGUCGUUUAUUAUUAUUUGAUAAUAAAACAACAUUUAAUCAUACAAUAACACAUUUAAUUACGGAUGAAAUUGAUCAUAAUGAUUCACUUAUAUGUACAUUAACAAAAAAUGUUGUUUUUGCUAUUGCUCAACAUUGUUUUAUACUUUCUUAUCGUUGGAUUAUUGAAUGUUUACAACAAAAUACAAUUGUUAGUGAAGAACAAUAUGAAAUUGAAGGUGAUAAUAUAUUUUCAACAAAACAUAAUGGUCCACGUCGAUCACGUUUAUCAAAACGGCCAUUAUUACCAUUAAAUCAUUUUAUUAUGAUCAAAGGUAGUAGUCGACAUUUUUUAGAUUUUACAAAUUCAGAAAUAGGUGAUUUAGCAUGGUUAGCUGGUGGUAUUUAUAUAGAACAAAAUCGAUUUCCAAAUACAGUUUUUCCAAGACAAUGUUUUUUAUUAAUUGAAGAUGAAGAUAUACGAAAUAAAAAUAUGUUUCAUCGUUGUAUUGAUAAAGGUUUAAAAUUUCUUCGAAGCGAAUGGUUAAUUCGUUCGAUUGUUGAAUAUCGUAUGGCUAAUAUAGUUCAAUUUCAUUGUGAUCCAUUUGAUACUAUUGAUCGAUCUGAAUAG
Molecule: messenger RNA, 981 nt
Organism: Rotaria sordida
Lineage: Eukaryota; Metazoa; Rotifera; Eurotatoria; Philodinida; Philodinidae
Source: the annotation of a GenBank genome assembly